AUGGCCUCAAAACAACACAUCCAACGGCAAAUAGUCGUAAUUAUUGGCUCUACUGUUAGCACCGCUGGUACAUUGAUUCAGUUCUUUGCUACUCAAGGCGUCAAUAUUGCUGUUCAGGUUAUUGGAACGAAUGCACCCGCGACUCUUGAUACGCUCAAAAAUGGCCGAGACCGAGUCCUCGUUGGCCAUGAAGACCUCGCUAAUACGGAGAAAUUUGUGGCACGAGUGAAUGAGAAGUUCGGAACUAUCCAUACGUUGAUCAACGUGGCAGAUAUGGCAUUCCAGAAUGAGAAGCCGUUUACGCAAGUUACUGACAAUCAAUGGCAAGAGCAUCUGAGCUGUCACCAGAAAUCAAGGUUCAAGUCCUUGAAAUCUGCGUGGGCUUUAUUUAGGAAAGAAAACCGGGGAACAAUUAUACAUGUUGCCGCAGCAAAGUCUUUGAGGAGUGGGAGUCUCCUUGAAUCUACUGCGUCAAUGUCAGCUUACGGCUUAGUACAAACCCUUGCAAAAGAGGGUAAGAAAUACAACAUGCGCGUUAACAUGGUCUUGGUCGACGAGACAAUCGAAUCAGGACUGCCAUUUAUUGCAGAACUUGCUCGAUCUUCAAGCACAAGUAAUGGGUCACUGUUCGAAGCUACUAGCAAGGGUGUUUCCUGUAUUCGAUGGGAACGUUCUCAAGGAUCUUUCUUGAAUCCCGAUUCCCCAUCCUUCACGCCCAUGGCGCUUCUAAAGCAGUGGUCACAUGUGCGUGACUUCUCGAAUCCAACUUAUCCAGACAAAGCCAAUGAUUUCAUAUCUAUUCUCGAAAAAACUAAGACACUCCCUCAUUGCGAAGAACCGAACGAUUCUAUCUCAUAUAACGGCAGGGKAGUCGUGAUUACGGGAGCUGGUGGAAACCUCGGUGCAUCAUAUUCCCGUCUCUUCAGCAAACUCGGCGCAAAUGUCCUUGUGAAUGACUUCAAUCGAGAAAACGCGGAAAAAGUCGUGGCCGAAAUUAACAACCAGGGAGGCAAGGCUGUAGCAAACUGUGACUCGGUUGUCGAAGCUGCAAACAGUGUCGUUGAGGCGGCUAUACGCCACUUCGGCCGAAUAGAUGUUUUAGUCAACAAUGCAGGGUUCCUCCUCGAUCAGACGUUUCUUAAGCUGACCGAAGAUAAAUGGGAUGCAGUAAUGUUGGUGCAUUUGCAAGGGACGUACGCGAUGACCAAGGCGGCUUGGCCGUAUUUUAUCCGUCAGGGUUACGGUCGAAUCAUCAACACAUCUAGUACAAGUGGUAUCUACGGGUUUUUUGGUCAGGCAAACUAUUCGUCUGCUAAACUGGGCAUUGUGGGCCUCACACAAGCACUCGCUCGUGAAGGUGCGGCACAUAAUAUUCACGCCUACGCUAUUGCUCCGGUGGCAGGGUCUCAAGAUGCAAUGAAUCGAGGUUGGAAUCUUCCACCGUCCCUGAAGGCCGAAUAUAACUGUCCCCUUGUAGCGCUCUUGGGGAGUGACAAAGCACCUGCAUCAACUGGUGACUACAUCUUUGAGCAAGGAUGUGGUUGGGUUGCUGCAACCAGACAGCGAAUAUUUCCUCUUCCAUCUUUUCAGAUGGAAAAUUCAGUCCGGCGCUCCUCGGCCAAUCUCGAUAUUAACCGGGCAAAACAGAACAUUGCGGCGGCUAAAGCUUUGCAAUCAAAAGGCGUACGGUACACCUACACACCGAAGGAUGUGCUCUUGUAUAAUCUCAGCGUAGGAGCCCGUUGGGAAUCUUUAUCCCUAGUAUAUGAAAAUGCUCCCGACUUCUGUGCAGUCCCCACCUUCGGCGUAAUCCCUGGCUUUCAAUCCAUUCCGCUCUUUGGGAACCAAGCGCCCUACGGUCUGGAUUACUUGUUUCCAAAUGUUUCUUCGGCGGAUCUUCUACACGCAGAGCAGUACCUGGAAAUAGCUCGGUUUCCAAUCCCGAGAAGUGCUUCUAUGGUCACUGAUAUCCGCCUGAUUGAUGUUGUGGAUAAAGGAAAGAAUGCUUAUGCAUUUUUUGAAUUGAAUACCCGAAAUGAACAAACUGGAGAGUUGGUCUUUUAUAAUGAAAUGGCGAUAUUUGUCCGCGGUGGUGCUGGCACUGGCGUUCCUAUGGAGCUGGCAGCAACGCGACGGUCGUCAUCGAUGGCCGCAAUGGACGAUCCAAGUGGUACUAGAGCCCCAGAUCUGGUUGUUACGGAGCGAAUUCCUACUGAGGCGGCCGCCCUGUAUCGCCUAAAUGCCGAUCUACAUCCCGUACACAUCGACCCUGUCAUGGCACGACACGCAGGCUUUCAGCGACCAAUUCUCCAUGGCCUAUGCACGCUGGGCUACGUGGGUCGGAUUAUACAGGAGAGGUUUGGUUCAUACAGGAAAUUCAAUGCGAGGUUUCUGUCACCGGUUCUGCCAGGUCAAACUCUGCGGGUUUCACUUUGGAGGGAGGGAUCACAAAGAGUUUGGAUUCAAGCUAUUAUAGCAGAAACGGGAAAGGCAUGUCUUGGAAAUGCGAAGGCAGAAUUACUGUUGCCAGGUGGACCAUUGGCAAGUCUGUAA
Molecule: messenger RNA, 2553 nt
Organism: Talaromyces amestolkiae
Lineage: Eukaryota; Fungi; Ascomycota; Eurotiomycetes; Eurotiales; Trichocomaceae
Exons: 7
Coding region: 1-2553 (850 amino acids)
Molecular function (GO): oxidoreductase activity
Source: RefSeq, a predicted model, not a curated record